CUGAGCACUGGGUAAAGCGACCAUAGCUAGCUUUAUUGUCCAAUUUGAUAACACACUAUACAGCUCUGUCGCAAGGACAGCCAUCUAGGGUUAUCGACAUGGCUGACGCGUCGCUCGCGAAGGGCUGCUGGGCGACGCUCUCGCGAGACACGCUUGCAAGGAUCAUACAACUAGCAGCGUUUAACGAGAACGAUGUUGCGUGCAGCCUGCUCCCGCUGGACAAAGCAACGUGCGCUCUGGCACGCUCCCUCGGGUACUCCGCCACCGUCCACGCCGCAAAGGCGGUGCCGCGCUGGGCAUUCGCGGCGCGCUGGGGCGCUCCCGGCGCAAUGCGUGAUAUGACUCUGGAGAUGCGCCGCAAGCUACUAUGCGCCACCGCAGCCAGCGGCGACCUGGAAAACCUGGAGCUUGCGGCUUCGGUGGUGGGCUGCCCGCUGGGGCCGGACGUGUUCACAGCCGCACGCGCUGCCGGCCACGGCGAAGUGCUGGGCUGGCUGCGGUCGGCUGGGCUCACGGACACCGACGCGUCCCUGGAGGCGGCCGGGCGCGCAGGCCAUCCCAACUGCAGCCCCUCCUGCAUCAUAGCCGCGGCAGGCGCCGGCCACAGUGUCUGCGGCCGGCUGCGGUCCAUCAACUCCCUGGAGGAGCGAAUGAACAUCGCGCUGGCCGCGGCGGCGGCCGCUGCUGGCGGCGGCCACGCGGCUGAAUGCGACCGGCUGCUGCAGCUGCACAAGGAGAUGCGGGACGGGUUCCUGGGGCUGCACCCCGCCGUGCCCGCCUUCGAGGCGGAGAACUUCCCGCAGCUGCAGGCGGCGGGCGUGCGGCUGCUGGAGGCGGCGGUGGAGGGGCUGGGGCUGGGCGAGCUGGCGGCGCUGUACGGCAGGUGGAUAGACCGCAGCAGGACUGCCGGUCGCCCCAACGCUGUUGGUGGUGGAGAUGGAAGCGCAGCAGGAGCAGGAGCAGAGGCAGGGGCAGGGGCAGCAGCCGGCGGCGGAGACGGCGGGAGCAGCAGCGGCAGCGGCCAGGGAUACCAGCACUCGGGCUGGGUGCUGACGUGGCGGCCAGAAGAAGAAGAGGAGGAUGCCCUAUUUGGUGAGGCGCGCACGCCGCAGGAGCGCAGUGCGGCUGCGGCUUGGCGGGCGGGUGUGCAUGCACGGCUGCUGGCGGCAGCCGCAUGCAGCGCCUCGCCGGAGUGGAGGGCAAAGUACGAGUGGCUUAAGGCGCGCGGGCACGUGGCUCGGCGCGACUGUGACAAGGUGCGGGUGGCGGCACGCGCCGCGGCCUGUCCGUCCUCGGUACCUGGCCCAGGGCUUGAAGAGGAGGCGGUUGUGAGGCUGGGCUACCUACGAGGGGAGCUGGGGGUCGCAGCGGUGUGCAGCGCGCGCGUGGUGGCGGAGGCUUUGGUCAGCGGCAAUGACCGGGCGCUGGAGUAUGUGCUGCGGCUGGCAGCUGAGGCAGCAGACUUGGAUUCCAUAGAGACGGCAUUGGCAACAGAGGCGGCAACAGGGUCAGCAGCCCAGGCAGGCGACACUGACGCACUGGGCUCCGGCCCACAUGCAGCCGACCACAGCCAGAGCUUCAAAGCAGCGGACAGUCACCCGUGCAGCGAUGGCGGCAGUAGCAGCAACAGCAACAGCAACAGCAGCAGCAGCAGCAGCAGGCCCUGUCCCAGCCCUCACGAGCUGGUCGCCGCAGUCGUGGCAGCCCCCGACGCGGUCCCGACGGCGGCUGCACGCGGCCACAUUCGCUGCCUGAAAGCUCUGCGUGCCUGGGGCGGCCGCAUGAGCACUGCGGUCCUGGUGGCGGCGGCGCGAGCGGGUCAGAUGCAGGUCGUGGCGUGGCUGCUGGACGAGUGCUGCACAGGCAGGGCCGCUCCUGGUGGCCGGGGCAGGGUUGUUGGCGCCGAGGGAAGCAGCGGCAGCGGUGGAGGCGAACCCCAGGGCGAGGGCGAGGUGCAGCAGACGGCGGAGGUGUGCACCGCGGCGGCGAGGUCGGGCAGUCUGGAGCUGCUGGCGCUGGUGCGGGCGCGCGGCUGCCCCUGGGGCCCGGAGGCGGUGGCGGCGGGUGCGGCGGCGGGCUGUGAGGCAGUGCUGGCGUAUCUGGUGGCGCAGGGCUGUCCAGCCGGGGACUGCCACGACGCCUACGCUGCCGCCAUUGCCGCCGAGGACUUGCUCACGCUGCGCUGCCUGCGCCGCCUGGGGCUACCCUGGUCGGGCGACGCGGCCACCUGGCGGGCACACGCCAUCCGCUGCGGCGUGCCGCUGCUGCGAUGGCUGCACGAGGAGGCCCAGGUGCCGGUGCUGGACUGGAUGCGCUCGCUGGGCAACCGCCGGGAUGGGCGGCGUACCGAGCAGCUGUCCAGGAGGGUAACGGAAUGGUACGCGGGGGAGGAGGCCAAGGCCGCGGAGGUGCGGCGGCAGCGGCUGCGGCAGGAUGAGGAGGAGAUGCAGCGGCUCCAGGGGAAGAAGUGGUGGCGGCGGGCCGCUGUGCCGUCAGAAUCGCCCAAGACUCCGUCAGGAAGUGGCCCUCAACAACGUUCCCUGGAGUCGACCGCACAACUCGCAAGAGACACAGGCAAUCACCACGUGCUGCGCUGGGUGAGCGAGCGCAUCGCGCUCGCGAACAUCUGGCGCAUCGGUCGUUGAGGGCACAGGAGCGGGGGGUGGCCCACACACGGAGGCACCUACCUGUCGACCAUUAGCUCUUCAGCAUUGCAGGGGAGCGGCAGGGGAGCACGUGUCCAAGCUGCAGCCGAAGGGCCCCAGCAACUUGUGCUCACCUGGUGGUGGUGUGCGACACUGCCGCCGUCUCGCAGCGCACAGGCAUCUGUAGAGCUGGAAAAGCGUUGCGAAGGAAGGCGCGGCACAUGGCUAGGCGCGCUCAAACUCGAGGACGGGUGCAUGAUGGCCGGCGGCGGAGGCCGUGUGGUUCCUGGUGUGCAAGUCGGUGUCCGUAAACGAACAGUGCGGUGCCGGCAUUUUGGACCUGCCUGGCGCCCAUAGGCCAUAGUCUCAGUGGCCGCGGGUUGGAGGCCAGUCAGAUGAGGGGUGAGGGGACGAGUUUCUCACCACCGUGGUGCGGGAUGAAUAGUGAACCUAGGGCAUUAUGUUGGUAUACCGCGGUUACGAGUAAGGGCAGUAUAUGCCGUGCGUGCCUCGUUUGUUGGCCAUGCGGGACGUAUUGUUUUGGUGGGGUGGGCUUGAAGUCAGGGCUGUCCGGAAUAUUACAAGCGAGGUAAGUGGGAUAUUGAUGGUAUGUCUGCUUGCGGCCGGUUGCCGAACGCAGACAGCUCGCCGUCGAGGGUGGGCGGGCGCCUGAUGGUCGUGCGUGUGUGUUUGCGAUCGCGGCAAUGCUGUUUGUUGUUUCUUGGGCCCUUUUCGUCGCACAAACUGAUAGUUGUAAACAACAAUAUAUAAUUGCAAGG
This is a messenger RNA of Chlamydomonas reinhardtii, 3424 nucleotides long. RefSeq lists its product as uncharacterized. Gene Ontology annotation, biological process: ceramide biosynthetic process; sphingolipid catabolic process. Gene Ontology annotation, cellular component: cell periphery; endoplasmic reticulum; membrane. NCBI's taxonomy places the organism in Eukaryota, Viridiplantae, Chlorophyta, Chlorophyceae, Chlamydomonadales, Chlamydomonadaceae. Gene Ontology annotation, molecular function: glycerophospholipase activity. The record is from RefSeq and is a predicted model, not a curated record. Bases 99 to 2645 code for a protein of 848 amino acids. The transcript is spliced from 4 exons.